AUGACAAGGAACCACGAAACGGGUACGGCAUAUUCUACCACGAUUCGGACGACCGUCUCCAGUUCAUGCACCGAAGUUGGGGCACUGCGAGAUCGCCAGCAUUUUAUUUACCUCAGCGUAAGGCUUUUCGUUACCUUCCUUUCGCCGUCUCUUCCAAAGCUAAAGGACAACCGAACCACGACAGUUCCCGACACGAUGCUCCCGACCGAUGAUCAACAAGGGAAAUCCUCCAUCUCGGCCUUUGCCGUUGCGAAGCGGCCGCCAGAAAAGAUUUCGACAAGCACCCAGAGGGGCACCUCCGCUCUACUGAAUCCCACUGAGACCACUAUUAAUCUACAAGUGGUGGCAUGGUCUGGGACGGUGGCAACCCCGGAGCCAACGGCACUGGUUGAUGCUAAUCUGCCCCCAAACAGCGUGGAUGUCGGGGUCGCUUACAUCAACCGAAACCGGCAGUUUGAGCUCCUGUUUAUGUCGACCAAUACUGGAUACAGUAAUUGGAACACGGUCGACACAGCGGAAGUCAACAAGUUGGCGCCACCGGAUCUCUUUACUGAUAUUGCCUGUCUCACCUUGGCAAGCGGCGCUGAUGGGGAUGAUGGGGAAGAGUGGUUGCUGCCACGGGAACAGGAUGAGGAGGGGACCAUCGCUACGUGCUUUUACCAGAGCGGCUCCAAGGUGGUGAAGGUGAGAUGGAUUGGGGAACUGUGGGACACCAAGUGGGAUGUCGAGUGGUUACCUAUUCCGACGGGGGAUUCUGGGUGA
Molecule: messenger RNA, 762 nt
Organism: Podospora anserina S mat+
Lineage: Eukaryota; Fungi; Ascomycota; Sordariomycetes; Sordariales; Podosporaceae
Exons: 1
Coding region: 1-762 (253 amino acids)
Source: RefSeq, a predicted model, not a curated record